This is a messenger RNA of Dibothriocephalus latus, 291 nucleotides long. NCBI's taxonomy places the organism in Eukaryota, Metazoa, Platyhelminthes, Cestoda, Diphyllobothriidea, Diphyllobothriidae. The record is from the annotation of a GenBank genome assembly.
AUGGAUGAUGCCUAUCUGAAGCAUUUGCUUAAACACGGCCUUAGCGACAGCCAGAUAGGCAGGCGCGAGGUGGCGGAAACGAGAAUACACAAAAGGACCGGUGGAGUAAAUGUGAUGAACAACAUCGUGUGGCUCGGUAGUAGCGCGGAAGAUGGGACAGGUGAAGCCAUGGUACUGCGCAAGGAGCUGCCGAAAUUGACAAUAAGGUUCAGAGUCAAGGAUGGCAAGUUGUCGAGAACUCUUAUCGAAGUAGAAAACUCGGAGAGGCAGCUUGGUGGUCUGGUCGCGUAG